Pezoporus occidentalis (night parrot) is the source of this 2064-nucleotide messenger RNA. RefSeq names its product potassium voltage-gated channel modifier subfamily S member 3 (gene KCNS3). Gene Ontology annotation, biological process: protein homooligomerization; potassium ion transmembrane transport. Gene Ontology annotation, molecular function: protein binding; voltage-gated potassium channel activity. Gene Ontology annotation, cellular component: membrane; voltage-gated potassium channel complex. The record is from RefSeq and is a predicted model, not a curated record. Bases 178 to 1662 code for a protein of 494 amino acids. The transcript has 2 exons. NCBI's taxonomy places the organism in Eukaryota, Metazoa, Chordata, Aves, Psittaciformes, Psittacidae.
CUCUCUGUCCAGAAAUGACUUUUAAACACCAACUUUUCAGCAUUGCUUUUGUGGUUAUGUCUAUGCUGUGGCAGAACAGGAAUUUCUUCUGGAACUGACCAAGGUUGAAGAGGGCUGUGACAGUCCAGGUUCAAUGUAAUCUCAUUGGGCACCAGAAGUGGAACUCAUCUAUUCAAAAUGGUUUAUGGUGAAUUUUUCCGCAGACCUGGCAAAGAUGCAGAACUUAUCAAUUUGAAUGUGGGUGGCUUUAAGCAAUCGGUGGAUCAAAGCACCUUGCUCCGAUUUCCCCAUACCAGACUUGGGAAACUUCUUAAAUGCCAUUCAGAAGAGGCUAUCCUAGAGCUGUGUGAUGAUUACAGCGUUGCAGACAAGGAAUAUUACUUUGACAGAAAUCCUUCCUUGUUCCGAUAUGUUCUGAAUUUUUACUAUACAGGUAAACUUCACGUCAUGGAAGAACUUUGUGUCUUUUCCUUCUGCCAGGAAAUAGAGUACUGGGGGAUAAAUGAGCUGUUUAUUGAUUCCUGCUGCAGCAAUCGGUACCAAGAAAGAAAAGAAGAAGGUCCUGAGAAAGACUGGGAUCAGAAGAGCAAUGACAGAAGUAUAGACUCCUCCAACGAAGAAUCAUCCAUAUUUGAUAAAGAGCUGGAAAAGUUUGACAAUCUGUGUUUUGGUGAAAUAAGAAAGAAGAUCUGGGUCAGAAUGGAAAAUCCAGCAUACUGCUUAUCUGCCAAGUUAAUUGCCGUGUCAUCCCUGAGUGUUGUCCUGGCAUCAAUUGUGGCCAUGUGCAUUCACAGCAUGCCAGAGUUUCAAAGGCUGGAUGCCAAUGACAGGGAGAUUGAAGACCCUGUGCUGGAAGCUGUGGAGAUCACGUGCAUCAUCUGGUUCACUGCGGAGCUAGUGAUCAGGCUCAUCACUGCUCCAAGUCAAAAGAAGUUCUGGAAGAAACCACUGAAUAUCAUUGAUUUUGUCUCUAUUAUCCCAUUUUAUGCCACGUUAGCUGUAGACACGAAGGAAGAAGAAAGUGAAGACAUAGAAAACAUGGGGAAAGUUGUUCAGAUCCUGCGGUUAAUGAGGAUAUUUCGCAUCCUGAAACUGGCCAGGCACUCUGUAGGACUGCGGUCUUUAGGUGCCACUUUGAGACAUAGCUAUCAGGAAGUUGGACUUCUGCUUUUGUUUUUGUCUGUUGGGAUUUCUAUUUUUUCAGUGCUUGUUUACUCAGUGGAGAAAGAUGAUGACUCAUCAGAACUGCAAAGCAUCCCUGUUUGCUGGUGGUGGGCAACCAUCAGCAUGACCACUGUUGGUUAUGGGGACACUUACCCAGUCACUCUUGCUGGAAAGCUGCUCGGCACCCUGUGCAUUAUCUGUGGGAUACUAGUGGUAGCACUUCCAAUCACCAUUAUUUUCAAUAAGUUUUCUAAGUACUAUCAAAAGCAAAAAGAUAUUGAUCCAGACCAAUGCAACAAUGAUCGCAAAGAGAAAUGUAAUGACCUACCUUAUUUUAAUAUUAGGGAUAUUUAUGCAAAAAAGAUGCACUCCUUCAUUUCUAGCCUUUCUUCAGUAGGAAUUGUAGCCAGUGACCAAGAUUCAACAGAUGCAUCCAGCAUCCAAGAUAUGGAGGAUGCUUAUAACACAGCAUCUUUAGAGAAUGGUACAGGAAAAUGAGCAGUGUUCUCUUCAUUUCUCUUCUGAUUCUUGGUAAAUGUGGACUUAUAAACUUCAGUGAAUUUAUUAAGAGCAGUUAAUUCUCAGGGUACUUAACUCUCAGCCAUAUUUGGACAUUCUUUGCUCUGAGGAUGCCAUAGAAGCGUCAUUGUUUAUAUGAGGCUUUAAAAUAUGCCUCAUAUGGUGGUUUAGUCUUUACACAAUUAAUGUUAUGCAUUUUUUGGGGAGAAGGAGUCAGGAAAACAGUUUUACAUGUGAGGUCAGUGUUUGUUUGGUUUUGUGGAAACAGUUUUUGUUUGGUUGGUUGUUUUUCCCCUGCAGCAAUCUGAUAGCUUAUACAGAAUCUGCUUUUAUAAUUUGCUGCUCUUCAGGUAGAGAUAUAUUAAAAAUAUGUAAGAAAUA